Messenger RNA from Adineta ricciae, 1968 nucleotides. NCBI's taxonomy places the organism in Eukaryota, Metazoa, Rotifera, Eurotatoria, Adinetida, Adinetidae. The record is from the annotation of a GenBank genome assembly.
AUGACGGCAACGCAACGAGAUAUUCAGUUGUUGAUUGAAUGUUGUAUCUGCUGUGAUUAUUUGACCGAUGUACGUGAAACGCCUUGUUGUCAUCAGCUGUUUUGUCUAACAUGUAUACAAUCGUGGCUUCAAACAGCGACAAAGAACUGUCCUCGAUGUCGAUCAACAACUUUAACCGAAGAAAAUUUGAUGAAUAAUGUUGUUAUUCAACGUUUCGUUGAUAAUUUACAAUUUGAUUGUCCACAUAAACUACAAGGCUGUCCCGCAAAAGUGCCACGAGUCGACUUAAUCAUACACAAACAAACAUGCCAAUACUCUCCGGAGAAGCUCGAUUCGAAGCAUCGGAAAAAAGUCGAAGAACUACAAGUUCUACUCACAAGAUACAGAUCGAAGAAGAAUCAAACAACUGAUCGCAUGUUUUACGAUUUAGCAAAGUCAUUUUACGCUGAACAUGAAUUGAAACAUGCACGAGAGUGUUUAAAAUUAAUCAAAGAUACAAAGCGUUUACCAGAAACGAUUCUUCUUCAAGCUCAACUCGAACGCGAUGAAAAUCAUUACGACGAAGCAUUUCAAUUGUAUACACAAGCUUAUAAUCGAGCAACUUCGAACGUUGAACGUAUCGAAAUUCUUUUAGCAACUGGUCAUUUAUACCUGAAAAAAGCUCAGUACAACCACGCAAAAGAUGCCUUUCAACAUGCUCUUGAUCUUGUACAAAAUAAUGCUGAAAAAUCUCAAACAAAAGCAGAAAUUCUCAAUGCGUUUGGUCUUGUUGCAAAAAAAUGUUCCGAAUAUGAUCAAGCUAUUGCAGCGUAUAACAGCGCACUUGACAUAGUUGAUACCCAGUCAGAUCUCUGGUCUGAUAUUAUAUCUAAUCUCGCAGAUAUUCAUCGGAAAAAAGGAAAUUAUAAUGAAGCUCGAGAGCUGUAUCUCAAAUCUCUUGAGCGAAUGGAAUCGCUCUAUGGACAGAAUCAUCCAUCAAUCGCUGAGAUUAUGAAUAAUCUUGGCAUGUUGUCGAAGAAAGAAGGGAAAUACAAUGAAGCUCUCGAUUAUCUCAAGCAAGCGAUUAAAAUUGCUAAACACUAUUACGGACCGGAACAUUCAUCGAUAGGAAUUUAUCUAACAAACAUCGGAGAUAUCUAUCGAAAACAGCAAAGUGAUUUCACUACUGCAGAAGCGACUUAUAAAGAAGCUUUGAGUUCACUGGAAAAAUCUUUCGGACCGAAUCAUAUCGAGAUUGCUGAAGUUCUCAAUUCGAUGGGUUUAGUUUUGAAAAAACGCGCUGAUUAUUCGGGUGCUGAGAUAUGUUAUAAACGUGCUAUUCAAAUAGUAUACGAUACAUUUGGGCACGAUCAAGAACAUUAUAAACUAGGAAUCUAUUACAACAACCUAGCUGAUUUAGAUCGAAAACGAAAUCGAUUUCAAGAAGCGUUAAAAUUGUAUCAACGUGCUUUGACAGCGAUUGAAAAAACACUCGGCUCAGAACAUUCCGAAGCGGCAGAGAUCCUACAUAAUAUUGGUCAAGUUCAACAUCAACUCGAGAAUUACAAAGAAGCCAUCGAUUAUAUUAAUCGUGCACUAGUUAUCAUAAAGAAAGAAUUUAGUACAAAACAUUACAAGUACGGAAUGUUUCUUAAUUCUCUCGGUUUAGCUUAUGCAAUGCUAGAGGAAUAUCAGACAGCUUAUGGGCAUAUGAAAGACGCUUUACAAAUCUUAUUAUCUGCAUUGGGAAGUGGACACAUUGAAGUUUGUGAUGUGUAUGCGAAUCUCGGUGAUGUCUGUAUGAAACUUGUCGCGGAAUCUAAUGGUAAAACAGGCGAAGCUAUCGAUAAACAAGUGAAACUGGAUGAAGCGAAGAAGUAUUAUAGCGAAGCACAACGAAUUGUUCAAGCAACGUUUGGAGCUGAACAUACGAAAGCCAAACAGUUUAUGUCACUUUUGUUUAUUGUUGAAAAUUAUAAUUCUUUUUAA